Colletotrichum orchidophilum is the source of this 597-nucleotide messenger RNA. RefSeq lists its product as uncharacterized. Gene Ontology annotation, molecular function: voltage-gated proton channel activity. The record is from RefSeq and is a predicted model, not a curated record. Bases 1 to 597 code for a protein of 198 amino acids. Lineage: Eukaryota; Fungi; Ascomycota; Sordariomycetes; Glomerellales; Glomerellaceae. Gene Ontology annotation, biological process: proton transmembrane transport. Gene Ontology annotation, cellular component: plasma membrane. The transcript is spliced from 2 exons.
AUGGCAUCCGAUGAUGAAUCGAUUCGGCCUCUGCUAUGGUCCUUCUCCGGGUUCCGCGAGAACAGACGACCGGCGCCGAUUAGGCGACAGUUGAGCCAGUCGCGUACGAGCCUCCAAGAUGUGCUCUCGUCUCGGAACAAACAUUUUGCCGUCCUGGCCAUCGUAUCCCUAGAUGUCGCCGCCCUCAUGGCCAACAUCUUUGUCGAGCUCGUUGCCUGCGAUAUGAAGCGGGAAGACGAGCCUUGGGUCAAGCACACGCGCGAGGGUCUCACCGUGGCGGGUCUCGUGUUCAGCUCAUUGUUCUUGAUCGAACUCGUCUUGUGUGUUGUUGCAUUUGGGUGGAGGUACUUUGCAGAAUGGUUUCACCUACUUGAUGGCAUAGUCAUCGUGGCAAGCUUUGUCAUUGACGUGCUCUCGCACGGCAUCGUGGAGGAGAUUGCGUCUCUCGUCAUCGUGUUUCGUCUUUUCAGAUUCGUCAAAGUGGUUGAGGAGAUGAGCAUGGGGGCCGCGGAGAGGAUGGAGGGUCUCGAGGAGCAGCUGGCGAUUCUAAGGCGAGAGAAUGGAGAGAUGAAGAGGCAGUUGACGACUAGGCGCUGA